CACACAGAAAUGCCAACUGACCCAGCCAAGGCUCGAACCAGUGACCUUCUUGCUGUGAGGUGACAGCACUACCUACAAAGCCACUGCAUCGCUGACGAAGAAGGGAGGUGCUUCUGGAUGCGUUUCUGACUAGUUUGAAGGAACUGCUUCAUUACACAAGAUGCACUUUUGUUUUCGGCCUGUUUUUAUUUUUUCUAAGUUCAAAGGUGUAUAGUAGCGUUUCUUGAUUGAUUUUCUUUGUAAAAUUAGCAAAAGUUUGCUUCUGUUGAUUAAAUGUCAAAAAGGACAUUCGACAUGUUUAUGUUCAUUUGUUUGUAUCUAUGGAGUCUGCCUGGUGUGUGUGGUGAUGGAGUGAAGUCGGUGUUGGUCACUGAAGGAGAUUCAGUCACUCUUAAAUCUGCUCUUGUUGGAAUCCAGAGUAAUGAUCUGAUAAUGUUGAGAUUUGAGCCUGGAGAUAUUCUCUUAGCUAAAAUCAGUGAAAAGAGGGAGAUUUCUUACAGUAGUGAUGGGAGAUUGAGAGACAGACUGAAGCUGGACAGUCAGACUGGAUCUCUGAUCAUCACAGACAGCAGAACCACAGACUCUGGACUUUAUAAAGUGACCACAGUCAGCUUAAGGUCGCCAAUCAACACAUUUAACAUCACUGUCUAUGCUCGUCUGCUCAUUCCUGUUCUCAAAAGAGACUGUUCAUCAUCAGUGCAGUAUUGUUCAGUGGUGUGUUCAGUGGUGAAUGUGAGUGCUGUGAGUCUCUCCUGGUACAAAGGAAACAGUGUAUUGUCCAGCAUCAGUGUGUCUGAUCUCAGCAUCAGUCUCUCUCUACCUCUGGAGGUGGAAUAUCAGGAUAAAAACACCUACAGCUGUGUGGUCAACAACACCAUCAGCAACCUGACCACACAUCUCAAUAUAACUGAGCACUGUCUGACGUGUUCAGAUCUGGGCAUUACCUUGUUGUACACAGUGCUGCCAUCUGCUGGAGGAUUUCUGAUAAUUGUUUCUGUGGUCUUCUGUAUCUUCAGGAAACAAAGAAAAAUAGGUCAAGGAGUUGAACCAGUUCAGAAGUGUGAAGCAAUACCAAAUGCUGAUCCGACAUUCUACAAAAGAAAAGCACAGAAAAUGAGAGCUUUAGAGGAGGAGGAUGUGGUGUAUGCUGGAAUCGUCAUGAAAAACUGAUCAAACAUUCUGUUUAAGGACUGAAUUUCUAAAACUCAAAUACCCCAAAAUUCAAAUGCCAGUUAUUUAGUUUACUGUAUGAGUCCGGAUGAGAGACAGAUCUUUGUAUACCGAGAAUCUCAAAGCAAAACAUGAACUGAGUACAUAAAGGGUUAGGAAUUGGGCGGCAUCACACCAUGUCAUUUUGUGUUUAAUAGACCUCUAAUAAACACCUAAAAAUAGACAUCUUGGCUAAAACAAGAGUAAAUUUGGGAUGUCAGUGAAAAUCUAAUAGAAGAAUAGCCCAAAAUCAAACACUCAUUAUACAGACUUCAUAUUUUAAGUCAUUCAUUCAUUCCUGUGUAUUGGUGACUCAUCUAGUUUUGGGCAAUUCUUAAACGGCUAUUAGAUGUUGACUGUCAGCUCAAAUGUAGCCUUGUUUUAGCCAAGAUGUCUAUGUUUAGAUCUCUAUGAGACUUCCUGGAUUGCAGAGUCUCAGUGAAUCCACAUUUUCCUGAUUGUGCUCAUUUUUGUUUUAAAUUAUGACUAGCACUUUAGGUUUGAGGAACUUGCAUUAAAAAGAACUGAAACAUCAAUUCACAUGAGCAGGUUGUGCUACAAAUAAUACAAAUAAAAUAAUUUUCUGUAGUGCAAAACGAAUAGAGAGGCAUAUUUUCCUUUUAUACUGUUCUUACACUAUUUAAUAACAUUAUACCAUUAUGACUAAAUAAUUACAAAAUAAUUAAAUAGCAUUCCUAUAGAUCUUUUUUUAAUUUGAUACAGUUCAUUAUAAAAGCAUUUGUUUUAUUCGUUGAUAUUGAUUGGUAAUUUAUUUAAGUAUCACUGCACAACACACAACUUAGGAAAAAAAUCUAUAUAAUAUUGAAAUGCUUAGAGAAGUUGUGUAUUUCAAUAAAAGUAAUUGAGUUUGAAGUUUGAGUGACCCCUGCUGGUGUUAUGUUGCAUCAUUCCCCUUUUUUGAGACUGCACCCUUCCUUCUUUCACUGCUUUGAUGUCUCACAAUGUGGUCCAUUCGUAAAAGUUCAUUAUAAAAAUCAGGAUGAAGCCUGAAAGUAACACUCAUUUAAAAUUCAUUUUUUGUGGUUUGUGUUUUGACUAAUUUUUUAUCUAGUGAGAAGGUAGAAUUGUAGUAAUUAAAUAUGAUAUUAUUAUAUAAUUACAACUAUAAUAAUCAGCAAAUAUGUUUUGUUGUAUAUGAAUAAACUGUUGUCUUAAAAGUU
This is a messenger RNA of Danio rerio (zebrafish), 2390 nucleotides long. The record is from RefSeq and is a predicted model, not a curated record. NCBI's taxonomy places the organism in Eukaryota, Metazoa, Chordata, Actinopteri, Cypriniformes, Danionidae.